Messenger RNA from Aquila chrysaetos chrysaetos, 1838 nucleotides. It is a transcript of the gene SAMD13, whose product is annotated as sterile alpha motif domain containing 13. Lineage: Eukaryota; Metazoa; Chordata; Aves; Accipitriformes; Accipitridae. The transcript has 4 exons. The record is from RefSeq and is a predicted model, not a curated record. Gene Ontology annotation, molecular function: protein binding. The coding region runs from base 500 to 808 and encodes 102 amino acids.
ACGCCGGGGGCGGGAAGGGGAGCCCCCCGGCGACCGGGUGGCUGCGCGGGGCCGUGGGCUCCGUGGAAGGUGCCCUGCCCCGAGCCCGGUGUGGCUGCCGGCUCCUGCGCGGCCGGGGCGAGGGGACCUUCCGCAGAUAGGCUGGUGCGGUUGUCGUUUUGCAGUCACCUCAGGUGAACCACGAAGUGAUUUGAGGGAAUGCGUUGAGUUAUUUGGUCAGUGGUACAGGAAGAAGCAUCUUUUUGAUUAGUUUGUUACUGUUUUCUUGGUGCUUUACGUGCUGCUAGCUGUAUAAUAAAGGGUCUCUUUUUUUUUUUUUCUUUUUUAACAUCAGUAUUAAUUGCUAUACUCUAUUUUUGCAAAGUUUUAGCUGAAGAGCGUGAUUUCCCUGUUCUGUACUUCCCCAGAGCUCUGUGACAUUUCAGUGGCAUCCAUUAAUGCUACAGCAAGAACAUCCUGAGUCCUUGUUGCUGAAGUAAAAGAAACCUCUAUCCUCCCCAUGCUAACUGUUGACAUGGAAAACAAGGAAAAUGGCUCUCUGGAUGUCAAAAAUUCAGUAGAGAACGGGAGACCUCCGGAUCCUGCUGACUGGGCUGUUACCGAUGUUGUGAAUUAUUUCAGAACAGCUGGAUUUGAAGAACAAGCCAAUGCUUUUCAAGAACAGGAAAUUGAUGGCAAAUCAUUACUGUUGAUGACAAGAAAUGAUGUACUGACUGGACUUUCAUUAAAACUGGGGCCUGCGCUGAAAAUCUAUGAAUAUCACGUAAAACCUCUACAGACACAACAUCUAAAGAACAACUCUUUAUAGCGAAUUGUCUAAUUGGGGUCAUGUUGUGCCUCAAACAAUAAAUAAGCAAUUUGGUUUCAUGUGAUGGAACUUUGUAAAGAGAGAAUAUAUCUAUUAAGAAUUUAAACCAAAUUACAGUAUAUAUCCUAUUGGAUAGAGUUGGCAAUAUACUAUAUACUGAGUCUGAACUGAGAGAGGUGGUGUGUAUUUUUUACAUAGUACAUAAUGAUUUUCUCUUUUAGGAAGUGUCAAUGAGCAUGUUGAGAUAGCUACAUCACUGUGUCCAGAACAAAAGGGAGGUAUGUCAUUCUCAUUUUUGAGCCAGACAUGUUCUUGGUUUCAUGAAUUAAAAUACCAAAAAAAACCCCCUAACUCAAAUAAAGUUUACAUGCAUCUUUGGGAGAGAGAAACCAAUUAAAGUAGGUUUUGGUUUACAUUAAAGACCUACUAAAAUUAUUGCUACUUAUAAUUUUAGGAUGGGACUAACACUUGCCAACUCACCCUUUUUUGCAGAGGGUCCUAUUUUGACCUUAUUAAGGUUUACUCGUGGUAUGCUGCAAUGUUUAAAGCUGUACAUACAACUAACAUAACCCCUUCGAUAGCAGAAGGCGUUGCUGACAGGUGAAACUGGGUUGUGUAUUUUUUGCUGUCCUUUAAAUUUUCAGCUUGUUUUCACCUGUUUUUAAUAGUAGUUCUAUGUAAAGUAUAGUUGGUUUUUAAAAGUUUGUGUUGCUUUGCGAAAAAAAGAGCUUCAUUUUAUUCCUUUUUAAUUUAUGAUAACUUUUUUCUAACAUUAUGCAGAAAUUUGUAAAAAGAGUAAAAUUCUGCACAUUUUUAAUAUUGUCUGUCAUUGGUGUUGUAAUGGUUGAUUUUUUUUUUUUUUUUUUAAAUGCUUUACUUAACGGUUUGAAUAGUUGUUUUAAAAACUGAAAGAAGCUGUCUCGUCACCAUACAUCUCUGUUAAAAGAGAGUCUUGUUCAAUCUGUUUGUACCAGUUCCCUAUUUGAUAGGUUGCUUGCUAUAUCCCAAUAAAGCAUUGCUUAUGUUUGGA